Molecule: messenger RNA, 1722 nt
Organism: Paraphaeosphaeria sporulosa
Lineage: Eukaryota; Fungi; Ascomycota; Dothideomycetes; Pleosporales; Didymosphaeriaceae
Product: MFS general substrate transporter
Exons: 7
Coding region: 1-1722 (573 amino acids)
Biological process (GO): transmembrane transport
Molecular function (GO): transmembrane transporter activity
Source: RefSeq, a predicted model, not a curated record
AUGUUGCUACGUUCCAACGACGAACACAAAAAUAAUCUAGAGCCAGUGGAUAGCGGAGACAAUGCACAGAACAGUCCAGUAGACACUAAAUCUGGGGCUAGCAAUGAGGCCGCAGUGGAACAGACGGCCCAGUCCGCUUUCUCAGGUUAUGAGGUCGGAUUCUCGAAAAUAGCUCUGAUUUAUCUUGGGAUCCAAGUAGCUUUAUUCAUGACUUUGAUGGAAUCCACCAUCGUGAGCACCUCUGUCAUCGCCAUAACAAAUGGCUUGGGCGGUUACGUCAAAAGUUCCUGGCUGUUUACAUCUUACAUGUUAACAUUCAGUGGCUUCCCCAUCAUAUGGGCUAAAGCAUCUGACAUCGUGGGCCGAAAACCUUGCUUACUGGCCGCUCUAAUCGUUUUUCUCGUAUUCUCUGCUGCUUGUGGGGCAGCUCAGACACUCAUACAGCUUAUCAUGUUCCGAUGGCUUCAAGGUAUAGGGGCUUCUGGUGUCUUCUCCCUGACAUUGGUCUUCUUUGAGCUUAUCCCCCCCGAAAAGUAUGCAAUAUCCACGAGUGUGACGAACAUGGUUGUAUCGUUGUCGUUCUUGACAGGCCCGCUUGUAGGGGGAGCAGUCACCCUAACCGGGAAGUGGCGAUGGAUCUUCUUGAUGAAUGUUCCAGUGACCUCUGUUGCGCUUGUCAUUCUAUUCUUUGCUUUCCCCAAGCAAUUGUCCCGAGAGCCUGUGGCGAACCGAGCUGCAGAGUCCGUCAUUCAGCGACUGAAGAGAUUCGAUGUGCUAGGAGGCAUGUUGCUUCUUGGUAUUACUGUUUCACUCACUACUGCCCUUCAACAAGCGGCUCAAGGCAUUGCAUUCAGUUCCGCCUUCGUGUGGCCUCUACUGCUAGUCGCAGGCCUCUCACUUCUCGGCUUCCUCAGCUGGCAGAGGUAUAUUACCACAAAGCGUCGGUUUCCGGAACCAGUGCUUCCAUGGCGUUUUCUCCAAAAUCGCGCCUGUGUAGGGAUCAUGCUAAACACCUAUUUCUCAGGAUCCGUCAUGACAAUAUGCGUUGUUCAGAUACCGCAGCGGUUCAUAGUGCUCAACAACAUGAGUCCACUUGGCGCUGGAACCCGCCUUCUGGCUUUUUCCCUAAUGGUUCCGGUAGGAUCAAUCUUCGCAGCCGUGCUGUUAGACAGGAAACUCCUCUCACCCAAUGCUCUUUUAUUGACCGGUGGAACCUUGCAAACAAUUGGGGUUACGCUUUUUGCGACACUGGCGUCUGACACAGACAAGUUGGGACCCCAGUAUGGAUAUCAAGUGAUCGUAGGCAUAGGCCUAGGGUUCGUUACCACAGCGACAUUCCUCCUGAUCCCGAUGAAGAUGGAGAGGCGAGACCUGGCUGUUGGGACGGGUAUGGUAGCCCAGUUUAGGAUUCUCGGUGGUGUUAUUUCCCUUGCGAUCGUUACUUGCAUUUCUACUCCGGUCAUACGGAACGCUUUGCUGGAAUUCAUAUCACCUGAACAUACACACGCUAUACUGGACAGAUUAGAGACCAUAGGCACACUUCCAAAGGAGUUGCAGGCCCAGGUGCGGGACAGUUUCCGUCGUGGUUUCGAUUUACAGAUGACUAUUGCCAUAGGGUUCGCAGCUGCGAACAUCCUGGCUACCGUCAGCAUGAUGGGCAAGGAUAUGUUCUUGGAGGAUUUGAGAUUCUUCACAAGCAAGAAAGAGAGUACUAGCGGUUGA